Anoplopoma fimbria (sablefish) is the source of this 2768-nucleotide messenger RNA. RefSeq names its product small integral membrane protein 14 (gene smim14). Lineage: Eukaryota; Metazoa; Chordata; Actinopteri; Perciformes; Anoplopomatidae. Gene Ontology annotation, cellular component: endoplasmic reticulum. Bases 127 to 441 code for a protein of 104 amino acids. The record is from RefSeq and is a predicted model, not a curated record. The transcript has 5 exons.
CUCCAACAAAACACAGACGGUAGGCUGACCUGUCUGCAGUCUGAUGGUUUCCGUGGGGGGGCCUCUGAAGACAUUUAACGGCUUCUGACGCUUUCACAGCUCAAGGUGGACGCCGUCUGGUGAGCAAUGGCGGAGGGAGGCUUUGACCCUUGUGAGUGCGUCUGCACCCAUGAGUAUGCCAUGAGGCGCCUCAUCAACCUGCUCAGGCAAUCUCAGUCCUACUGCACAGACACCGACUGCCCUCAGGAAUUGCCCAGUCCCGGCGGGCCUGUCGGCGGAGGCGACCUGACCCUCCCCAUGGUUCUGAUGGGAUGGGCGGUGCUGGCUAUGCUCCUGUUCCUGUUGCGCCCAUCCAGUCUCAGGGGCAGCCGUCCCACAGGCAAACCUCAUGGACCCCACAAUAGCCAUGGAAGAGAGCCUCCAGCGCCACCUAUUGACUAGCAGUGGAGAGCACCAGCACUCACCGACCUCCUCUGACUGGAGCUGCACAGUCAGCCAGCGACUGUGACCAAGAGACAGCGCCACCUCCCCUUCAUUCCAAUAUCUUUUGCUUCUCUCCUGUUUAAUUGCCAUUGUUUUUUUUGGCCUAGAUUUUCCUACGAUUCCUGUCACUAGAGCCCAACUGAUACCAGAUUGAUGAGGAAAAUACAGAUAUGAUAUUUCAAAGUCACAAAAAAAUCUGAUUACGUAUAUAUAUAUACUUUUUUUUACAUAAACAAACAACAUUAACACUUUGGGCAUUGGUUAUUUUUGACAGAUAUAUAAAAAAAAAACUUGAAUCAGAUAAUUCCAUGGGAAUUUGAAUAACGACGCAUAAUGACAGAACCUUUUUCACAAACUUGAAUUAACAGAAAUAAGUACUAAUGUUGUUAGUCGGUCGCUGACCUCAGCUCUGGUGUUGACUGAGCUGAAAAUGAAGGAAUGUGUCACGUGUGUUGGUGGAGAUGGGAGGGGAGGUGUUAAAUAGUUGUUCAAGUGCUUGCUGAGCGAUGAAGGGUGGCGGGUCUUCAGACUCUCUGAAACAUUCCUCUCUUUCCACUUCAAAGUCCCAACUCUAUAAACGGUGCCAGUAAUGAUGUCAUAUCACGUAAUGUUUUAAUAGCACAUUCAAACCAGCAGAAUAAUUCACUUAAUUAAUUUUAUGGACGAAUACAAUUAUGAAUUAAGAUCACAAUACCAUGCCGUUGAUUUUAAUGCUGCAUAUCAAUCUUCUGUGUUCACACGCAGGCCUCAGUUAGAUUACAUACUCCAGCAAAUGGUCCGGUCUGCUAUAUGAACUAUAUCUCCGGAAGCGUGUCUGUCCCUUUAAGUGACUGUUGGUUUUGUUACUGUAAUAUAAGUAAUCAGGACCACAGCGAUGGGUCCUGAAUAAUCUGUUUACCGGGUUUAGAUAUGACGGUUAAAAGGUCACAUUUUACGUAGUUGAAAUGAACUGAAUUGCAGGCAUACAGAUAGGGUGUAUUAAGUGUGGUAAUUGUAAAAACAAUAUACUCAGCAUAAGCAUUUUAAUCAUAUUGAGAUGUCAUUGUUUUAUGGUUAAAAGAAAGAAGAAAAAAAAAAAGAAAAUCUGAAUUGUAUACUCACCUAUUAGUAGCAGAGAAUCAUAUAUUUUGUUGUUGUGGUAUGCCGGUUCCUUAUGAUGGCGUGUUGUGCUGAGUCAGCGGUCUAAAUGAUGGCCUCUUGGAGAUGAUGGCCUGAAGUCUGUGGUUGAUUUGAGCAUCUUCUAAGUUUCUAAUUCUUCAACUUCUGUAUUAUGAUGAUGAUGACAAUGUCAGACCAAUGUUAUGGAAAUGAGCGAGAGAAAGGUGCAUUUCCAAACAAUGCUGGAACAACUUUGUGUGAAAAAAACAGCAAUAUUUGAGUUAUUUUUUAUUUUAUUUAAAAAUGAGAUAAGAGUACAUGGGAAUGAUCUGCAGUGGGGGUUUUCUCAUUACCGUGGUUUACAGGAUUUGUUGAUUUAUCUUGGUCCAGAGCUGUUACAUAAGUCAUUUUAAUCAAAGGUUUGUCAGCUAGAUUUAAGGAAGUUAACAGAAAAACAGAAAUCUCUCAUGCAGAACAAUAUAGUGGUGAAUGCCUUGCGUUCCUUAACCAUGUAUGUCGUUGUGGGUGGAUGUUUAUACAUCACAGUACGUCGGCAACACAAACUACAGCUUAAAAAUUACUUGAGAGAAUCAACUCUUUUUUGAUACAAUCUCAAGAAAAUGGAACAUUCUAACAAGUGUUUUUUUUACAUGUCUAUUGUUGGCUUUCGGACUGUGGUACAUGAUUGAGGGUUUCCUGUUUUUCUCGUCACUGACCUUAUCUUUGUCGUGCCUCUGUCAUGCAACAUGGCCGUCAAAGUGUGUCGGGGCCUUGGAUUACGUUUUCAGGGUUACUUGCGAUAUCAGAAUUUACGUGGAUUAGUCUUAAAAUUGAAGUGUUUUUCUUGAUAUACAUGGUGUACGAGUUCAGAACCUGAAUAUGAUCUGUGACAGCUUCUCUUAGUUUCCAUAUCAGCGAAUGACGCCCUCUAAAGAUGUCUUUCCUACAUCUUUCUAGACUCAGGAGUUGGCAGGGAGGAGAUAUAAGGAUGGAGAAAGUUAAGUAAAACAUAAGGUGGUGUAUAUAUUGAAGGGGGAAACCAUACUAGGUUGUUGAGAUGAACAAGUGGACCAUCUGGUAACCAGGAGACCUUGAUUUACACUGUUUCUGUUCUGUCUAAGAGAAAAAAGGGCUUCAACUAUGCACUUUUCCUAUAACAAAAAAUAAAUAAAAAGAAUUCAGAUUCA